CCGACAAAGCGAAAAGCAGCCGUGAACGCACCACCUUUGCUUCGUUAUUCAGCUAGCUUCAAGUCCCCCCGUGCGCGUGAAGUUGUUAGCUCCUGGCUAACUUGUUGAACGCCCCAUAUAGCUUUUAUUAUUAAAGAAAACAAGAGCCAUGUUUUUAAAAUAAGUUUGUUCCGGUGGUUGUUUUGCUCUCGCGGUGAGUAAUUAAAGCCUUCUUGACUUUGGCCUGCUACCAUUUUAGCCACAUUAGCAGCAAUCUGUCGUUUCCUCGGAUUUAACCUGCCUUUCGUUAUCGAAAAAGUGAAAACGAAUGGCUCACCUUUCAUGCUAGCUUGGCACACUAGAACGGAAUUACAAGAAAAAGUUGGAUGUUCUGACAGGACCCAGCACGUUAUUCUCCAGUUAUGACAUUCUUCUUCUCUUGGAGAUAAACACGUGAAGAACAUGGAGCUGUACUGGUACAUAGUCGUCAUCAUAUUCAUCAUUGUGAAGAUAUUCUUCUACGUGUGCUGGUACCGGUCGAGACAGCGGCAGCUGGCGGCAUACCUGAGCAACACGCGCAAUGCCCAGAUAGUCAUUGUCGGAGGAAGAGCCUAUCUUCAUCAGAUGUGUGAGAGGCAGAGUCAAACCUCUGUCUGGCCCAGUUGGUACGUCGUGCAGGACGACCUGUCGAUAGAGGAACCAGCCACAACGGGGCCACAAGCCACUUCCUUCUCCCACCUCGACAUGCCACCACCGUAUGAGGCGGUGUCCGGAGAGGAUGAUCUGAAGCCGCCUCCCUACAGCGAGUGCGCCCGGGGCGACGAGGCGGACGCCUCUCAUCCCUCCCCAAACACUCCUCUCAUCUCUGAGGAGCAGAGCUCCAUAAGCAACAGUGAAGCCCCGCCUCCAUACACAUUGAAUGCUCCAACCGUGGUAGUUCAACAGGACGGCCCUUUAGGCCCCAGCGAGUCCCGGCUAGACGACAGGUCCACCUAAACGCUCACUGAUGCCUUUGUUUCCAUCAGCUGCCUUCUCGGUGACGCCGCCAGCCUAACCUCUCCUAACCCGAGAGAGCUUCUUCUAGUCUUUCCUGAUUGGAUGGAUAUUUGCUUUUUAUACGUAUGUCUUCUCUGGUUCCUUUUUUUAUUACUUUGUACUAAACUGUUGACCUGAUGACACAAAGAAGCCUGCGUGCCUCGCUCAGAACCUCCAGGAAGCCUCUCGCCUUCAGACCUGAAACUUUCAACCUCAUACGGCCAUCGAGGAAAUGACUCGAUUCCACUUCUGAGUGUCCUCUGAAACUCACUCGGUUUAGCAUGAUUCAAAAUGCUAAUGUGGACUUAAAACCUUCCCUUGUACAUAGAAAUGCGUCGUUAUUCGUUACAGGACUGCAGAAAACAAUGACGCCUGUUCUUCUGUGUGGUGGAAAUGAACAAGUUAAUGACAUAAAUGAACAAUUAGUAAAAUAAUACACCCAUCUAGAAACAUUUUGCUCCUCUAUAUUUACAAAAUAGAAGAAAAUGUGAAAGUGUUUAAAAAAAGUUUCCCUCAAAGUACAAUCAAAAGAGUGACCACAUCUUACUUUACAAUCAAAAUUGUCUUUUUAUUUCUCGUCAAAAUAUACUGUACUUGUUUUUAUUUUCUUCUUAACUGUAAGAAUUUCCCCCAAAAUAAUGAAUCUCCUGUUUGUAUUUGAGUAUGUGUGGUGGAACGGUUCAUCUGUGUUUGAACUGGGCCAAAACAGAACCAGAACUUGCUCCUUCGAUGCAGGCCAGUGCCUUGGGUCGUCGCUCCUCUAAUCGGACAAACCCAGACGACUUUUUCAAGCACUUUGGAACGACUAUAGCAGUGAACUUUCUGAAAAUAAAAGCCAUGUACUGUG
Messenger RNA from Oryzias melastigma (Indian medaka), 1861 nucleotides. RefSeq lists its product as uncharacterized. Lineage: Eukaryota; Metazoa; Chordata; Actinopteri; Beloniformes; Adrianichthyidae. The transcript is spliced from 5 exons. Bases 442 to 975 code for a protein of 177 amino acids. The record is from RefSeq and is a predicted model, not a curated record.